This is a messenger RNA of Theobroma cacao (cacao), 1003 nucleotides long. RefSeq lists its product as uncharacterized. The record is from RefSeq and is a predicted model, not a curated record. Lineage: Eukaryota; Viridiplantae; Streptophyta; Magnoliopsida; Malvales; Malvaceae.
GACUCACAACUCUCGACCCUCAGUCCCUCCUCAGUCAUCAUCAGAGAAAAGGCGGCUGAUUUUGGAGGAGAAUGGGUGAAGUUUUGUUGGAGCUUGAACAAAAUCUCAGGUCGGGAAAGGAGCAAUUGACCCUACAAGAGCAAGAUUUUUUUCAUAGAUGUAAGUCCAAGGCUGUUAGGCAGUUCUCUGCUGGUGUAAUUGCUGGAGGUGGGCUUGCCUGGACUGCAACGUGGAAGCUGAAUAUGUUAGUUCGGCUAAACGUCUCAGUGGGAGCUGCCACUAUAUUUGGAUUGUGGAGAUUUGGUAGCUCACUAGAGUCGUGUGUUGACGAUGUUCUUGCAUUAGAUGGAAGUCGGAUGCAGAGAGAAUUAGCAGAUAUAAUAGUGAAGAAAUAUCGGGAUGAUCCUUUGAAGAUGCGACUUAUCUCUAAACAUUUCUAUUCCGAGGAAGUAUUUGAUGAUUUAACGUCAGAGCCAAGAUUAAGGUGGCGUUAUCGAAAUUUCUAUAGUGAUAAUAUCAGUCAUGAUCAAGGAACUCAUGAUCAUUCCCAGAAUGACUCCCAUAAUGCCACCCCCAGUGAUUUCCACGAUAACUCUGCCAGCAAAAAGACUGAUUUGAGGUCUAAGCAAAUUCCUGUGAACUCUGGUAUCGAUCUGAUGGCAGACCCGCUAGAUUGUGUUUUUGGUUAUACGGAAACAGCAGAGGAGAUUCAUCACUCUAGCACCUCAAAUGUGCCAAGCAGAGCACAGAGUCAUGCCCAUAAGAGAGCUCACCGUAGGCAUCGAUUGCGUCAUCAGGAAGGUUCUUUGGGCUCUCAUGAUGAGUAAUGUAUAUUGGGAAGGAAAUCAGAGAAGAGUGUUAAUAUAAAUUGGAUUUCUACAGGAUUAUUUGAGGGUUUGAAAGCAUGAAUAUUGUGAAGUGCAUUUGCAUCAUGAAAGUCAUACUGUUGACAUGGAAUUGAUAAAUAAAAUGGAUUGAAGGUCUCAGUAUCCGUUUUAGAUAA